Postia placenta MAD-698-R-SB12 is the source of this 1872-nucleotide messenger RNA. RefSeq lists its product as hypothetical. The coding region runs from base 1 to 1872 and encodes 623 amino acids. The transcript is spliced from 4 exons. The record is from RefSeq and is a predicted model, not a curated record. NCBI's taxonomy places the organism in Eukaryota, Fungi, Basidiomycota, Agaricomycetes, Polyporales, Adustoporiaceae.
AUGGCGCCACCCUUCCCGAACGAGAUAUGGUUGGAUAUCUUCCAUAGUUUGGCCAAGGAAGGCGAGUACGACGCGUUGGAACGAUGUCGAGUCGUGUGCAGAGAGUUCCAACUGAUGACUCACGAGUGUUUAUCGUGGGACAUGGGGUUCAAAAGCACAGAAGAGGUGGAGUGCAUCAAGGUGGACAUUUCAGGCAAUAAGAUGCGGCGUUGGCGUGGGCCCCAACGUGUGAGGAUCUAUGGCGGGGAAACGGAAGACGAGUGCACGCCCAUUCCACAUCUGGCGCCCUUCGCGUCGAGGCUUGGCGGAAAAUGGCCUGCUGUUGACAUGCUGAACAUCUCCAACGCGGUGUGGCGGGCGCGUGAUCUCGACGCGGACGUCGUGUUUCGCGAUCUCGCUCGCUUCUCCUCGAUCACUCUACUUUCCCUUUAUAGCGUCAACUUCCCUACAGUUUUGACGCUUGGCCGGUUGGUGUGUGCCCUUCCCUGCCUCAAAGUACUCACACUCUACGAUGUACGGUUCAGUCACCAACCUUUCGACGCGUCUGCUAUUUCUCAAUUCCGCCUUUUGCCGCGCACAAAGCUCGAGACAUUUUCUUUGUACAGGCUGCACAACGUUUCCGUGCUGACUCCCUCCUUCGUCGAGCUGAUCGACGUCAUAGCUGCAGUCAGUAACCGCAAAUGCCCAGUUCCUUCUCGCGGUCCUACGCAGCCGUGUCCAGUAUGGAGUACCGUCCGAGUGCUGCACCUCUCUGGUGUCACCUUUCCCUCAGUCACAACCUUUGCUCGCCUUCUGUGCGCGCUUCCUGCUCUCGAAACACUCCAAGUUAUGUCGACAUGCACGUUUGUGAAACAUGGCUUUGACCUCCGAGGCAUUCCUGCGCACUCAGGUGUACCCUCAGGCUUGGUGGCUGUCGAGCUGGCAUUCGACUUCGAUACUCACUCUGACCCUCGCUCCGUGGCUGAUCUCGUCGACCUCUUCGUUGCUACUGGCAUUAGUGAUCGACUUCGGCACAUUCAUAUUCGUCCGUCCCCAGGGCCGUUACUCCGGGUAACGACAGAGUCGGACGUCUCCCUUAAUAGGCUCGUCAGACAUUGUGGGCAUUCGUUACAUCACCUCGACCUCGACACAUACCAAUUCUGGCAAACGGGGAUUGGCAAAGAUGUAUCGUUACAUACAGGCCCAAGUGCAGCCCCAUACUUCGAUCUCUCGGAAAAUACGUGCCUCAAACGUCUGGACCUCAGAGUCAACGUCACUCGCGACAAUGCAUCGUGCCUCUGUACUUCUGUGAUUGAGGUCCUAUCCGAAAUAACGUCCACGGACAUAUCCAGAAUGACAGUGCUAUUUCGCGUAGAUGACUCGCUGGGUGAAGAUUUGCGACCGCUGAUGGAUGGGCUCCCACAGCUCGAUGCCUUCCUCUCCUUGGAAUCAGUCUUCGACACUCUGGCUCAUGUCAAUAUAGAGGUGUACACGCCUGGCCAGCUGAAUGACCGAGAUGAAGAACGGGCAGAUGCCCUAAGAGCAUGCUUACCGAGGCUUGAUGAGCGCGGUAUUCUGGGUACACAGCUAAACCGCACCAUGAUCGGAUCGCAUUGGGAUUCCGACACCAUGUCUUGGAAACAUUAUGGGGUCGAAAGGAGCGCUGCACAUGACGACGUGACAGCUGGUGAAGAGACUAGGGCUGGCGGAGAGAGCCGUACGGAUUAUGCCGAUACCUGUGCGACCUCUAAUGACGACUCCGAUGCUGCGAGGUUGCAAGUCGUCUUUGCGACAUCAGGAACGUGUGCCGAUACCCAGGCACGCCCCUCGCCAUAUUCAACGGGCACGAGAGUAGCUGCCGGUCCGGCGUGUGGUGAUAGGAUUGCACCAUAG